UUUUUACUCGUGUAGGUUUCAUUGAAUUGGCUGAUGUAAGGUUUCAUGUUACCUGAAUGAUGAUGUAUUGUGUUCCAUGUUAUAUGUUUUCUCAACGCAUCUUAUCAAGAUUUUUUAAUUUCAGAUAUUAAUGAAUGCCUUCAACCGAACAAAUGUAGAGAAGUCUGCCAUAAUACCAAAGGAAGCUUCAGCUGUACCGAAUGUCCUCUCAAGACUGAGUAUGAUCCAUUAAAGAUGCAGUGUACUAAGAUAAACCAGCAACGUCUACUCUUAGGUACAAUUAUUGGGUUGUCUUGUGGUUUUGGCGUUCUACUUCUGAGCUUCAGUGCAGCACUUCUCAUUCGUAGAUGGAAAAAAAAUGUUCAAAAGCAAGUACGGAAGAAUUAUUUCCGGAAGAAUCAAGGUCUUCUCCUAGAAACGUUGGUAUCAUCUGAUGAAACUGCAAAUGAGUAUACAAAGAUUUUCUCGCUAGAAGAGCUGGAGAAGGCAACAAACAAUUUUGAUGCUACACGAAUCAUUGGUCGUGGGGGCCAUGGCAUGGUUUACAAAGGCCUAUUAUCUGAUCAACGUGUCGUUGCCAUAAAAAAGUCUAAGAUCAUUGAGAAGUGGGAGAUCAGUCAAUUAAUCAAUGAGGUUGCAGUCCUCUCUCAGAUAAAUCACAGAAAUAUUGUGAAGCUCUUUGGAUGUUGUCUCGAAACUGAGGUUCCAUUGCUGGUGUAUGACUAUGUAUCCAGUGGCUCACUAUCUCAAGUUCUUCAUGCUGAUUCAACUGAUGGUUUUCCUUUGUCUUGGGGUGAUUACUUAAGGAUUGCCCUGGAAACAGCAGGAGCUCUGUCUUAUCUCCACUCUUCAGCUUCAAUAUCAAUCUUCCAUCGUGACGUGAAGUCCUCAAAUAUACUCUUGGAUAGGAACUACAUAACUAAAGUCUCAGAUUUUGGUGCAUCCAGACUGGUUCCGAUUGAUCAAACACACAUUGUCACGAAUGUGCAAGGUACAUUUGGAUAUUUAGAUCCAGAGUAUUUCCAUACCAGGCAGCUGAACGGGAAGAGCGAUGUGUAUAGUUUUGGUGUGGUACUAGUGGAGUUGCUUCUCCGAAAGAAGCCUGUUUUUACAAGUGAAUCAGGCACCAUCAUGGGCUUGUCAAGCUAUUUUCUCCAGGAGUUCAGUGAGGGGAGAAUCAUGGGUAUUGUUAGUUCCCAGGUCCUGGAGGAGGCAACUGAGGAAGAGAUCAAUGAUGUCGCCUCUCUUGCAGAGCGGUGCUUAAGACUGCAUGGUGAAGAAAGGCCCACCAUGAAA
Messenger RNA from Triticum aestivum (bread wheat), 1296 nucleotides. RefSeq names its product wall-associated receptor kinase-like 22. Gene Ontology annotation, molecular function: protein serine/threonine kinase activity; ATP binding. Gene Ontology annotation, cellular component: plasma membrane. Lineage: Eukaryota; Viridiplantae; Streptophyta; Magnoliopsida; Poales; Poaceae. The record is from RefSeq and is a predicted model, not a curated record. Gene Ontology annotation, biological process: protein phosphorylation; cell surface receptor signaling pathway.